Molecule: messenger RNA, 282 nt
Organism: Opisthorchis viverrini
Lineage: Eukaryota; Metazoa; Platyhelminthes; Trematoda; Opisthorchiida; Opisthorchiidae
Exons: 2
Coding region: 1-282 (93 amino acids)
Source: RefSeq, a predicted model, not a curated record
AUGCUUGAAGUCCGAGACACUUGGAGCAUGGUGAAACUGCUUCGACCGUUAGACCUGGCUACUGACUUGAAUCUUUUGUAUGGAAUCAAAGUAUUCACUGUUGGGCCACAACUGGAUUCUGUGCAGUACCUUGAACAUGAAUAUCUCUUCGUGGUUUUUGAGAACCCAUAUUCUCAUUGGAAUGGAUCACGGAUCACGACUUGUCCAGGAAUCAGGAAAGAAAGAAUACUCAAAAACGAACUGAAUUAUGUCAAGACUCAGGAGUGUUGUGAUAUUCAUUAG